Molecule: messenger RNA, 2463 nt
Organism: Phyllopteryx taeniolatus (common seadragon)
Lineage: Eukaryota; Metazoa; Chordata; Actinopteri; Syngnathiformes; Syngnathidae
Gene: ublcp1
Product: ubiquitin-like domain containing CTD phosphatase 1
Exons: 11
Coding region: 828-1784 (318 amino acids)
Biological process (GO): protein dephosphorylation
Cellular component (GO): nucleus
Molecular function (GO): protein binding; protein serine/threonine phosphatase activity
Source: RefSeq, a predicted model, not a curated record
GGGGAACUCAAGCGACUCAAGCUCAAGCUAAGGAAGUUCCUGCGCUGGGAAAUGAAUCUACAGUACUGUAUAUCUAGCCUGUGCCUGUGGGCGGAACGCCAUUUGCAUAGGUAGAUACGACACGCCACUUUGGAGACGCGUGCCUCGAGCGACGCUAAGCUCGGGAAGUCACAGCCGUCAGUGCGUUCCGUGUGUGUGGAUGGCGAGAAAAACAAAAGACCAAGGAGCACGUUAGCACAUUGCGCGGUAUACGGUUGCGUACAAGUUGUACAAUGCGACCAGGGAAAUGAGAGUGACCUUUUACCGGUUAAAAAAUACAUAUACCGUUUUUCUUUUAUUUUUUUUCCCAAAUGUUAUUGUAAUGUAUUGACAAAAAAGUCAACCUUACGAAAAACAGAUGACAAUUGAACAAUUUACGACUUAAUUUCAAUGUCCGCGCAUUGCCUUGGAUGGGUACUUCGCCCCCACCAACAUGGCCACCACGGAGUCACGCCGGCUCGAGGGGCUGCUACAGCACGCUAGCUCAUCUAGUGUUCCUAUCUACGUGUGGAACGCUGGGCGAGCCGCGCGGUUACCAUGACGACGAGGCUUUGUUGUACGUCACUACCGGCAGGAGGCGCUUCAGGAGUCUCGGCUUGCUCUCUUUUCGCUCUUUUUGUCGCUCGCGUCGUCUCAUGAAGAGGAAGAAAGCGGUCGGAGUCUCUGCCAGUCGUCACCACGGCCCGUUCGUCGCGCGUCUCAUGUUAGCAUCACAUGCUAACUCGCUCCGCCAGUGCGUGCGUGUGCGUGUGUGGCUGUAAAGCGUGCGCGCGCGGCGCGUGAGGACCAUGUCCGUGUCCGUGAUCAUCAAGUGGGGCGGCCACGAGUACGCCAUCACGUCCCUGUGCGAGGAGGACACCGUCAUGGACCUCAAGCAGUCCAUCAAGGCGCUGACCGGCGUGCUGCCCGAGAGACAGAAGCUGCUCGGGCUCAAGGUCAAAGGGAAAGCGGCGGAGGACCAAGUGAAGUUGGGCUCGCUCAAGCUGAAGCCCAACACCAAGAUCAUGAUGAUGGGCACCAGGGAGGAAGGCCUGGAGGAGGUUUUAGCGCCCCCCCCCGAGAAUGACGACGUGGUCAACGACUUUGACAUCGAGGAGGAGGUCGUCGAAGUGGAGAACAGGGAGGAGAACCUGGCAAAGAUCACUCGGCGCGUCAAAGACUACAAGGUGGAGGAGAUGAACUCCCCGAGGGAAGGGAAAAGACUUCUGGUCCUGGAUGUGGACUACACUUUGUUUGACCACAAGUCGUGCGCAGAAACCGGUCAGGAGCUGAUGAGGCCGUACCUUCACGAGUUCCUGACGUCGGCGUACGAGGAUUACGACAUCGUUAUCUGGUCCGCCACCAGCAUGAAGUGGAUCGACGCCAAAAUGAAGGAGCUGGGUGUGACUGACAACCCCAACUACAAGAUCACGUUCAUGCUGGACAGCGCCGCCAUGAUCACCGUGCACACGCCCAAAAGGGGCGUCGUCGAGGUGAAGCCGCUGGGCGUGAUCUGGGGCAAGUACGAGCGCUUCUACAGCAGGAAGAACACCAUCAUGUUCGACGACAUCGGACGCAACUUCCUCAUGAACCCGCAGAACGGACUCAAGAUCCGGCCCUUCAUGAAGGCGCACAUGAACCGCGAGAAGGACCGCGAGCUCCAGAAGCUGAGCGAGUACCUGAAGGAGAUCGCCACCCUUGACGACUUCACUACGCUCAACCACAAACACUGGGAGAAGUACCUGUCCAAGAGACAGCAACACUGACCACAAAGUACACAAGACCACCACGAAGACAAUAUGACAACGACACACUGGAAGAAUGCAAAUCCUGCAGACAAGCUCCGCCCACUACACACAGACGACCUGCACUGUGUGUGUGUGUGUCCGGUCUCAUGACACAAAGUAUACCGCUGCGCUCACCACCUUGGUACUUCCUGCCACAACACACGCCAACAUGCACGCAGCGACACAAAAAUACAGAAAACACAAUGCAGCAAAUACGACAAGAAGACAAGAAGCGCAAUGCGGCAACACAACUAAGUAACAACACAAACACAACAACAACAAUUCAGCCACAGAAGAAAAAACAACACAACAGCACACACAAUGUAGCAACACGAAACAGCAGCACAUGCAGCAACAACAGAAAACAAAAAUAUGGCCUAUACAAUGCAGCAACACAAGAACAACAACAUAAUGCAGCUAACACAAAAACAAGAAUUGCAAAGGUGCAAAACAUCUUAAAAGGCUUUGAAGAUAUAUCAGUGUGCAUGUUGUCAUGGAAACCGCUGGAGGAACGUGUGUUUAUAUGUGUGUAUAUGUAACUGGUUAGUGGAGCGAUUGUGUUGUUGUUGUUUGGGUGAGGAGGGGAGACUCCAUUUUCAACAACAUUUGGCGUGUGCCAGUAUGACCUGAAUUAAUACAAACUUUUUUUGUACCCAAA